AUGACCUGCUGUGAAGGGUGGACGUCCUGCAAUGGGUUCAGCCUGCUGUUUCUGCUGCUGUUUGGAGUCAUUCUCAAUGCAGUGCCUCUGGUUAUCAGCACGCUGGAGGGGAACAAAGCCUUGGAAAACCCCAUCUCUUGCUUUGAGUGGUGGUUCCCAGGAAUUAUAGGAGCAGGCUUGAUGGCCAUUCCAGCGACCACGAUGUCCUUGUCAGCAAGGAAGAGAGCUUGCUGCAACCACAAGACUGGGAUGCUAUUCUCAUCCCUGACGAACGUUCUCACCGUCGUCGGCGCCGUGUACUGCAUACUGGUGUCCACCCAAGCCCUCCUCGCAGGACCUCUCAUCUGUAACCCUCAGCACAACAGUACCGCCAACUGCAAGUUUUCCCUGAAAGACCUGGAUGACUUUAAUCUGAAAUCCUUCAACCUGGAGUGGUUUCUGAGCAACUCUUGUGUGCAGGAUGCUUCCAGUAACUCCAGUGUGGCCAGGGCCCAUGGCCUGCACUUUGACUCCAAAGAGAAGAUGUACCGGAUGGUCCACUUCUCUGUGUUCCUGGGCCUGCUGCUGGUGGGGAGCCUGGAGGUCCUCUUUGCUCUCAGUCAGAUGGUCAUUGGCUUCCUUGGCUGCCUGUGUGGGGUCUCUAGACAGAGAAGCCGAAUUGUCUAGUCACCGCUGAUGGGAAUAAAGUGGAAUUGCAAGUG
Molecule: messenger RNA, 701 nt
Organism: Echinops telfairi (small Madagascar hedgehog)
Lineage: Eukaryota; Metazoa; Chordata; Mammalia; Afrosoricida; Tenrecidae
Gene: TM4SF20
Product: transmembrane 4 L six family member 20
Exons: 4
Coding region: 1-666 (221 amino acids)
Cellular component (GO): membrane
Source: RefSeq, a predicted model, not a curated record